UUGAUAGAUGGACAAUUCAGCGAGUGGGCAAAUUCAGCAAGAAGCAAAUUCCUCAAUUAAAAAUGAAUAUGAAAAUACUGAAAUUCAAGAGGAAUCAAGAACUUCAAAUGGAAAUGAAAAUCAAAAUGAACGGUUGGUAAAUAAUAUUGACACCGAAACAUUGUUUCCAACAUGUCUUAUCUACAAGGUUCCAUAUCAUCUUCGCAAAUGGAAUAAAGAAGCCUACACUCCUCAAGUUAUUUCAAUUGGUCCCUAUCACCACGACAAAGAAAAAUUUCAAACCAUGGAAAAGCAUAAAGAAAGCUACUUCAGGCGUUUCAUGGAACGGGCUGAGAUAAACUUGGAGGUUUUAGUAAGCACUUUAAGGAAGAUGGAAAAUAGGAUUCGAUGUUGCUAUGUAGAGACUGUUCCGUUUGAUAGUGAUGAUUUUGUGAGUAUGGUCAGGUUGGAUGCAAGCUUCAUUCUUGAGCUAUUCUUGACAUCUUAUGACGACAGUUGGAAAAGUAAUGAUCCUAUGUUGGUGGAAGACUGGCUAUUAAGUAUUGUGGAGGAGGAGUUGGUAUUACUUGAAAAUCAAGUUCCAUUCUUCGUUAUUGACGAACUAUACAACCUAGCAUUACCCUCAAAAUCAGACUCCGUUUCUUUAACUGAGCUUACUUUUAAGUUCUUUAAGGACUUCAACAUUCAUGAAAAAGCCCCAAAUGUGACAAUACACCACUUCACUGAUCUGCUUAGAUCCUUUCAACUGCCCAACGACAACGAGCUACCAGACAGAGUCCCUGAAAUGAUUUUUCCCAAGUACUCUGCAACCCAGCUGCGUGAGGCAGGAGUAGAAUUCAAGGUGGCUUUAAAUAAAUGCAUACCGGACCUAAAUUUCAAAAAAGGAGUGUUGGAAAUUCCACAAUUAAAUUUCUUUGAUGAUACAGAACGUCAAGUUCGAAACAUUAUGGCAUUAGAGCAAUGUGAUAAAAGAAAACCACCCUUAUAUUACACUGAUUUCUAUUUAUUAUUGGACCGUCUUAUCAAUACAACCAAAGAUGUGGAUUUACUUUGUGAGAAGGAAAUCGUGGUUAAUUCUCUCGGCGACAACAAUGUAGUGACAUCUAUUAUUAACAAUCUUAAUAGAGGAAUCAUCAGAAGUGAUAUGAAUAAGGAUUACUGUCUUCUCAGUAAAGAUUUGAAUGCAUUCUAUGCGAAACCCUGGCACAGAUGGAAGGCCUUGUUAAAACAUCAAUAUUUUAGCAGUCCUUGGAAAUCGGCUUCUACCAUCGCUGCUAUCAUUCUUCUUGUGCUCACUUUAAUACAAACAAUAUUCUCUAUUAUCAAGUAGUAUAAAUUCAACGUCUAUCUAUGUACUUUGGAUGGUUGUUUGAUUGUUGAUGUAGUGACAUAAUGGAUAUGUAAUUUCCAAGUAAGCAUUCGAAAAGAAGUCAUUGAAGAUUAAAAGCUGCUUGGAAAUGUGAUCUUGCUUAAGUAGUCUUUAGCUUGAAAAUAAGCUUUGUAGUUUCUUAUUAUGUGUGUCUUGUUUAUCUUUUGAGUUGUGUUUUCAAAUGUUGGAAGUUAUGGUCGUUAUGUUGUUU
Molecule: messenger RNA, 1580 nt
Organism: Quercus robur (English oak)
Lineage: Eukaryota; Viridiplantae; Streptophyta; Magnoliopsida; Fagales; Fagaceae
Product: UPF0481 protein At3g47200-like
Exons: 1
Coding region: 8-1330 (440 amino acids)
Source: RefSeq, a predicted model, not a curated record